Alexandromys fortis (reed vole) is the source of this 2645-nucleotide messenger RNA. RefSeq names its product LDL receptor related protein 12 (gene Lrp12). The record is from RefSeq and is a predicted model, not a curated record. The transcript is spliced from 7 exons. Bases 60 to 2636 code for a protein of 858 amino acids. Lineage: Eukaryota; Metazoa; Chordata; Mammalia; Rodentia; Cricetidae. Gene Ontology annotation, molecular function: protein binding. Gene Ontology annotation, cellular component: plasma membrane.
CCAGCUCCUCCUCCUCCUCCUCCUCCUCCAUCUCCUCGCUCCCUCCAUCUGCCGUGGGUAUGGCCCGUCGCUGGAGCACAAAAGAGUCUCCGCGGCGGGGGUCGGCGUGGCUCUUGCUUUUCCUCACUGGGGUGUACGGAAAUGGGACUCUUGCAGAACUUUCUGAAAAUGUGCAUAUUUCAGGAGUGUCAACUGCUUGUGGAGAGACUCCAGAACAAAUUCGAGCCCCGAGUGGAAUAAUCACGAGUCCGGGCUGGCCUUCUGAGUACCCCGCCAAGAUCAACUGUAGCUGGCUCAUACGGGCAAACCCAGGGGAAAUCAUUACUAUAAGUUUUCAGGACUUUGAUAUCCAGGGAUCCAGAAGGUGCAGUUUGGACUGGUUAACAAUAGAAACAUACAAGAAUAUUGAAAGUUACAGAGCGUGUGGGUCCACAGUCCCGCCUCCAUAUAUCUCCUCGGAAGACCACGUGUGGAUCCGGUUCCAUUCGGAUGACAGCGUGUCCAGGAAAGGCUUCAGACUGGCGUAUUUUUCAGGGAAAUCCGAGGAGCCAAACUGUGCCUGCGAUCAGUUCCGCUGUGGUAAUGGGAAGUGCAUUCCAGAAGCCUGGAAAUGUAACAGCAUGGACGAGUGUGGAGAUAGUUCAGACGAGGAGGUGUGCACCAAAGACGCCAACCCGCCAACUGCGGCUGCUUUCCAGCCCUGCGCCUACAACCAGUUCCAGUGUCUGUCCCGCUUCACCAAAGUCUACACUUGCCUCCCCGAGUCCUUAAAGUGUGACGGUAACAUUGACUGCCUGGACCUGGGGGACGAGAUAGACUGUGACGUGCCCACGUGUGGGCAGUGGCUAAAAUACUUCUACGGCACCUUCAACUCUCCGAACUACCCAGACUUCUACCCUCCCGGGAGUAAUUGCACCUGGCUGAUAGACACUGGUGAUCACCGGAAGGUCAUUCUCCGCUUCACGGACUUUAAACUUGAUGGUACUGGUUACGGUGACUAUGUCAAAAUAUACGACGGGCUGGAGGAGAACCCUCGAAAGCUCCUGCGCGUGCUCACUGCUUUCGAUUCCCACGCUCCUCUCACGGUCGUUUCUUCCUCGGGACAGAUAAGGGUGCACUUCUGCGCCGACAAAGUAAAUGCGGCAAGGGGCUUUAACGCUACUUACCAAGUAGACGGCUUCUGUCUGCCGUGGGAGAUACCCUGCGGAGGGAACUGGGGGUGUUACACGGAGCAGCAGCGGUGCGACGGCUAUUGGCACUGCCCUAACGGGAGGGAUGAAAUCAACUGUACCAUGUGCCAAAAGGAAGAAUUCCCGUGUUCUCGAAAUGGUGUCUGCUAUCCUCGCUCUGACCGCUGCAACUACCAAAAUCAUUGCCCGAAUGGAUCCGAUGAAAAAAACUGCUUCUUUUGCCAGCCAGGGAAUUUUCACUGUAAAAACAACCGCUGUGUGUUUGAAAGCUGGGUGUGCGACUCCCAGGACGACUGCGGUGAUGGCAGCGAUGAGGAGAACUGCCCGGUUAUCGUGCCCACCAGGGUCAUAACCGCCGCCGUCAUCGGGAGCCUCAUCUGUGGCCUGCUCCUCGUCAUCGCCCUGGGCUGCACUUGCAAGCUCUAUUCUCUGAGGAUGUUUGAACGCAGGUCGUUUGAGACCCAGCUGUCCCGAGUGGAAGCCGAACUGCUGCGAAGAGAAGCCCCUCCCUCCUACGGACAGUUGAUUGCUCAGGGCUUAAUCCCACCCGUGGAGGAUUUUCCCGUUUGUUCACCUAAUCAGGCUUCGGUUUUAGAAAACCUGAGGCUAGCCGUCCGGUCUCAGCUGGGAUUCACGUCAAUCAGGCUUCCUAUGAGCGGCAGAUCCAGCAGCAUUUGGAAUCGUAUUUUUAACUUUGCAAGAUCGCGUCAUUCGGGAUCCUUAGCUUUGGUCUCGGCAGAUGGAGACGAGGUUGUUCCGAGUCAGAAUAGCAGCAGAGAAACGGAAAGGAGUCACCUUCACAGAAGCCUGUUUUCCGUGGAGUCUGACGACACAGACACAGAAAGCGAGAGAAGGGAUACGCCGGGAGCAUCUGGUGGGGUGGCUGCGCCUUUGCCCCAGAAAGUCCCUCCCACGACAGCCGUGGAAACCACGGUGGGAACCGGUGGGAAUUCCUCAACCCAGAGCACCCGAGGUGGCCCUGCAGAUGGAAGGGAUGUGUCAGGUGUGGAAGCCUCGGGUGUGAGCCCAGCCCGCCACCAGCUCACAAGUGCGUUAAGUCGUAUGACUCAGGGCCUGCGCUGGGUACGGUUUACAUUAGGUCGGUCGAGCUCCACAAAUCAGAACCAGAGUCCUUUGAGACAGCUUGAUAACGGGGCGAGUGGAAGAGAAGACGAUGAUGAUGUUGAAAUGCUAAUUCCAGUUUCUGACGGAGCUUCAGACAUUGACGCCAGUGACUGCUCCCGACCCCUCCUUGAUCUGGCCUCAGACCAAGUACAAGGGCUUAGGCAGCCUUCCAGUGCCGCGAACCCUGGAGUCAGAACCGGUAACCGCGAUGGCCCCUGCGAGCGCUGUGGCAUCGUGCACACAGCCCAGAUCCCAGACACUUGCUUAGAAGCAACGAUGAAGAGCGAAACGAGUGACGACGAGGCUUUGCUGCUGUGUUAGGAUGGCGCA